Anoplophora glabripennis (Asian longhorned beetle) is the source of this 2914-nucleotide messenger RNA. RefSeq names its product serine/threonine-protein phosphatase 2A 65 kDa regulatory subunit A alpha isoform. Gene Ontology annotation, biological process: protein dephosphorylation. The transcript is spliced from 6 exons. Lineage: Eukaryota; Metazoa; Arthropoda; Insecta; Coleoptera; Cerambycidae. Gene Ontology annotation, cellular component: protein phosphatase type 2A complex; cytoplasm. Gene Ontology annotation, molecular function: protein phosphatase regulator activity. Bases 270 to 2879 code for a protein of 869 amino acids. The record is from RefSeq and is a predicted model, not a curated record.
CGUAUAGGAAAUUCAUGGAUCUUUUAAAAGCACGUCGUAUAUAGCACUCAAGGUCUAAUACCCACAACAAAUUUUAGUCUAAUUUACACAUUAAAGCUGAGAACAACCGAAAACAGCGAGGUGAGACCAUGUUAACGCCUGAUUGUUAACCGUACUCGAGAAAUAACUACGAUUUGUUUAUCUUUCGAAUUUGUAUUCGAUACUCCACUGAUAUGAUUAGGAAAGAUAAUAAGCCAAACUGAAGAUAAGGAUAGUUGAGUGCUGAAAAAAUGGGAGACGAUGCUGUUGUGAAAGAGUUUGAAGUAUUCAAAGAGGCUAUGCGGGAGGAAAAUUUAGAGGUACAGCUUGAAAUAACAAAGAAACUUGGAAUUCUGGCGAAACAUUUAGGCGCAGAAACUACAAGAAACGAAUUGUUGCCCUUCAUCAAAGAAAACAUAGACUUCCACGAUGAGAUCUUACUGAACCUAUCGGAACAACUCAGACAAUUCAUACCUCUGGUUGGCGGCUAUCAACAUUCCCAACCGAUCUUGGAGGUGUUGAUUAAGCUUUGCAAAACGGACGAAACUAUAGUGAGGGAUAAGGCUGUGGAGAUAUUGAAAGACAUCGGAGAAAAUCUGAGUGGUGAGUUGACGCAGGAGCUGUUUGUGCCGGUUGUCGAAACAUUGGCCAACGAAGACUGGUUUACGAGUAAAUGUUCUGCAGCUGCUUUGUACUCGACAAUCUACUCUAAGGUAAGCGAUGAAAAAAAAUUCGAAUUGAGAAAUAGUUUCCGGAUGCUGAUCCAAGAUGAUUCUCCUAUAGUGCGAAAAGUUGCUGCAAUUAAUUUACUAGAACUCAUCGACAUUAUGGACAAAGACACUGUGAAGAACGAAUUUAUUCCCGUCUUCGAUAACAUUGUCAAUGACGCUAUGGAUUCUGUACGGGUAUUCGCUGUAGAUGUAGCUCUUGCGUUAGCCAAAAAGCUAACAGAGAAGGAGAUAGAUGAGUUUAUAUUUAAAACUAUUGAAACUUGGGCUGACAAUCCUUCUUGGAGAAUCCGACAGCGACUAGCAUACUACAUAGCGGAGUUACAACGAGUAAUCCCAUUCGGUAAAACAAGGGGGAAAAUUUUGGCACUGUUCCAGAAACUCGUCAAAGAUACGGAACCAGAAGUCCGGAUAGUGGUAGCGAAAAAUCUCUUCGACUACUCCAAAAAUUUACAGGAAACGUAUAAGAACCAGCCGAAAUUCGAAGACAACUUCGAACCAGUUUUCCAGCAGAGCGUUAUGCCCCAAAUUCAUCUUCUUAUAAACGAUCCAAGUCAUGAAGUCAAACUGGCCUUGUCUUCAAAUAUCCUGGCUUUAAGUUCGCUCCUCAGAGAAGAAUGUUUCCGGAAGAAUAUUCUGCCUUUGCUGGUGGAUGUUCUGGAGAACGAGACUUCCAUGCCCAUCCAAGCCAACAUGUUGCAGAAUUUGAACUGCUUGCCCACCAAUGUAGACCUAACAUUAUCAAUGCAUUCCAUUAAGAAUGUCGUUAGGUCACUUAUUAUUAAUUCACAGUCGCAUUGGAGGACGAGGAGGAGCAUCUUCGUGGCAUUUAUGCACAUCGCAAAGUUUUCUUCCAAAGAAUAUUUUGCGGAAAAUUUAAAAAUCUUCUACGCGGCUUUACUAGGAGACCCAGUCUUCGCCAUACGAAGAACAGCACCUAUAAUAUUACCUCUAUUAGCGAAACAGUAUGGAAUCAGUUGGACCUCCGAAAAUAUCAUACCAUACUUCAACAUGUUCACAAAAGACUGCAGGUAUUUGUACAGAUUCGUACCCAUGUUUGGUAUAAUGGAAUUGAUCAGUCCGUCCCUAGAUUGCAGUAGCAGUGAGAGUGGUGAUAAAUACCUGAAGGAUUUGAAAAUACUUGCUGUAAGUACAAACAGCGAAGUGAAGAAAGGCGCCAUAAAAAUACUAGCAAAGAUAUCCAUUAUGCUUGAAAAGCUGAACAAAAAACUAGAGGAUCAGAAAUAUAAAGAUAUACUCGCACUGAAUGAGUAUAUAUGUGAUUUCAAGAACGAUACCAUUGAUCUGUAUGCUGGAGAAACUAUGGAUGUGCUGAAAGUUGACAAUAACUGUGACAUAUUCUCCGUUAAAGAAGACGCUAUUCUGAAGAAUCACCCGACCUACAUAGAAGGAGUCAUAUCCUUAAUUUUUAGGGAAUUUUUAUUUAUUAUAGAAACUCUUAAUGACGAUCUCAUCGAAAACAUCCAAAUUCGGUCUGUGUACACCUUAAACAAAAUAAAGCAAUUUGUAAAUAAACUAAACGAAGAAUUAAACAAACCGUGGGUCAAGGAAAGCAUUAAACUUUUAAGCAAUGAGGAAAUGAAAAAUAUAGAAAACCAAGUAGACGAAGAAUUAAGUCGCAAAGCAUUCGAAAUCGAAGAAGGAAAGAUUGACACAGAAUUAAUGGAAAACAUCAUUACUCCCAGUGAAGAUACCUUACCUGACUUGGGCAACAUACCAGAAUUGGACGAGGGCAGUGAAAGUUCGGACAAAAGUAAGGAUACCAAAGAGAAAAAUGUAUCAGAUGAGGCCAUGCCGCUUAGGCCUGAAGGUGAUAUCACUAAACGCGAAGAUACGUGUGAGGCAAAGUUAGAGCAGGAAGAUGGUGGACCGAUUUAUCUCAAUUUGCAAACCAACAGUAAUGUUGACGUCACAGGAUAUGUUAGUCCAGAACCAAAAACGGUCCCAGAUAAUCCUAGUACGGGUAACGAUGAAACAAUUUCGAAACCAAAGAAGGAAGACACAAAAGCAGAAGGUGUCAAAGAAGUCAAUAAUAAUAAAGAAGUUAAAACCGAUGAACCUAUGAAUGUUGAUGAGUCUAAUGUUAGUAGCAGUAGUAAACCUAGCCCCUAAAUGUAUUUAAUGAUAUUAAUAAAUGUUAAAAUAUA